AUGCCUGCUGUCAACAAGGGUACCAUCCUCGUUACUGGAGCUAGCGGCUUUAUUGGAACCCACGUUGUUCGCGUCCUUCUCGAGCACGACCUUAAUGUCCGUGCCGUUGCGCGUACUGCCGAAAAGACGGAACACAUCCGCAAGAUGUUCCCUGCGGCGGGCGACCAUCUCUCUUUCGCUCUGGUUCCCGACAUGUCGGCUGAUGGCGCGUACCAUGAGGCAGUCAAGGGAGUCGAUGGUGUUGUCCACCUUGCGUCCCCUGUGACUUUCAGCUACGUCGGCGAGCCUUCAGGAAUCAUUGGUCCUGCGGUUGCUGGUGUCACUGCCAUUCUCGACAGUAUUGCCAAGUUUGGUCCCACAGUCAAGCGUAUCGUCCAGGUUAGCUCGAUUGCAGCAACAAGCCUGGGUCUUUCGCCAGUAACCAUUACCGAGGCUGACUGGAACGACGAUGCUGUCAACAUUUGCGAGGCCAAGGGCGCCAAGACCGACUCGUUUGUGCAGUACAGUGCCUCCAAGGCCCAUGCCGAGCGUGCGUUCUGGCAGUUCUUCGAGAACCCCCACACCUUUGACGGUGCCACCAUCUUGCCCGGCCUCACCCUUGGUCCUUACACCCAGUACACUGCCGACGGCCGAGUGGGCGGCACCGCGUCAUUGGUCGUCCCCUACCUGAAGAAGGGUGUGCCCGAGUCGUCCCUUUCCGAGACCUUUUUCAACCUCGUCGACGUCCGUGAUGUCGCCGACGCCUGCGUCGCUGCUCUCGAGACCCCUGCAGCGGGCGGCGAGCGCUUCAUUGUCGCCGGCGACAAGCUAGUCAACAAUGACUACGCCCUUGCCGCCGAGGGGUUCCCCAAGGCGGUCGCCAACGGGGCUACAAAGGGCAACCACGACGCCAAGUUCCAGUCCGAUAUCGAGGCUACUGUCCCCAACUUUGACGGCAGCAAGGCCCAAAAGGUUCUAGGUAUCAAGUAUCGCUCCAAGGCUGAGACUAUCCACGACACUAUCGCUUCUGUCAUUGACCGCAUCUGA
This is a messenger RNA of Apiotrichum porosum, 1026 nucleotides long. RefSeq names its product methylglyoxal reductase (NADPH-dependent) gre2. The record is from RefSeq and is a predicted model, not a curated record. Lineage: Eukaryota; Fungi; Basidiomycota; Tremellomycetes; Trichosporonales; Trichosporonaceae. Bases 1 to 1026 code for a protein of 341 amino acids. The transcript is spliced from 3 exons. Gene Ontology annotation, molecular function: oxidoreductase activity, acting on the CH-OH group of donors, NAD or NADP as acceptor.